This is a messenger RNA of Bolinopsis microptera, 756 nucleotides long. RefSeq lists its product as uncharacterized. The record is from RefSeq and is a predicted model, not a curated record. Lineage: Eukaryota; Metazoa; Ctenophora; Tentaculata; Lobata; Bolinopsidae. The transcript has a single exon. Bases 1 to 756 code for a protein of 251 amino acids.
AUGAUCCCUGCAUACAUCCUGGCUACCUACGAAACGGUAAAACAAAUCAAGGAUGAUCUGGAGAGUGACAAGUUUCCAGCUGUGUGGGCUGGAGACGAGUUUGGGGCAGUGUUGCCAAUACACUUCAACAUAAACGACAAAACUGGGGCAGGAUUAGUGCUGGAACAUGUUAAAGGAGAGGGAGUGAAGUGGUAUGACAAUACAGUCGGGGUACUGACAAACUCUCCAACCUUCUCCUGGCACAUGAGCAAUCUCAGGAACUAUCCUCACUUCCAGAGGAAUGACAAAGGAAGAGAAGGGUUAAAAUACUCUUCCCAGGGAGAAGACUACUCGUAUGGCCCACAAUGGUCCGGAUCUGGAAUGUUGGGGCUACCUGGGGAUUACACGUCACCUUCGCGCUUUGUUAAGGCUGCUACUCUUCUCGCCCUGGCUCCAAAACCUGCCACUACUAACGAGGCUAUAGUCCAAGUUUUCCAUCAUAUGGCCGCGGCUGAUAUUCCCUACGGAGUUGUGGAGACUGGCCCACUGGACCUAGCAAUCUUCACCUGGUGGACUCUGGUUAAAGAUUUGGAACGGAGAUGUGUCUACUACAGGUCUUACACGGACUUGUCGGUGAAUAAACUGUGUUUGGAUGAUAUUUCUGGUGUGAAAUCUGCUGUGAAGAUGGAGGGGAGGUUUGAGGAUGGGUUCAAGGACAUUUCAGGAGAGUUGAAGGAUUUUGACACUGUUUUACUUGAUAGACAUUCCGAGCUGUAA